AUGUGUAUGCGUCUCACAUGUACGGACAAUAAGUGUUGCCUGAAGCACCACCAUUGGUUUUACUUAGUCAAACCACGCGUUCCAUCUACCUAUGCUUACACAGAUAAGAAAUGUGGUCUUGUGAGCGACAGCCUUGGAAAGAAUUAUAACUGCAGUCAAGCGUCUAACGACAAAUCCUCCAUAUACAUCCAGAGCAACACUGCAGCAGGCUGGGCUCCGAGCUACUGGGCAUUCGGGUGCGGAAAAGCCCCAGCAGAACAACCUAAUCCGGAAGUUACUUUCAAGAGUCCAUUAAAGCCAGGAACACCAAUUCUAGGAACACCCACAGUCCCCGAGAAGCUAACAAGUGGUCCAGAUUGCACUACAGAUGGUACACGAAGAGGACAUUGUGUGUUAAUCGAAUACUGCCAAAAGUUAGACACAGCCUUGGGAGUAAUGAUUUUCCACAACUUUGUAGAACGAUACGGAUGCGGACAGGUCACAGACGGCAAUUUUGGAGUCUGCUGCCCGAUUGAUUGAAUGUAGCCUGGGGGCUCUCUCAGACUCCAUAAACCUCCGCUGAAUGUGAUAGAUGCCCCCAAAGCCGAAGGAAAGGUGGAAUGGUUGAGCCCGUGGACCGGAGACACAUUUACACAACUUUUUUUUUUUUUUUUUUGUGAAGAAACUGACCAUGUCUUUUUGUUACACAACUUCUGUAUUUCUGUAAACCUGUGGCGUGAAACUUCACUGUAGGUUGCGCUUAAAAGGAUAAAGUUUUGAAUUUUACGCAAGAGUCACCACCUGUUACUAGGAUUCUCUAUCAAUAAGAUUUUGUAAAGUAUUAUAUGAUUUAUAUAUCAACUGAACAGUACAUCUAUAAAAGAUAAUGAUAAUUGUAAUAGAUAAAGUUAGCUGGUGUCUCAUUGCUUUCCAUUGCAUUGAUAAUAAACAGCCAUGUGUUACUCUGCUUCAAGAUAAUAAACAGCCAUGUGUUACUGUGCUUCAAGAUAAUAAACAGCCAUGUGUUACUCUGCUUCAAGAUAAUAAACAGCCAUGUGUUACUCUGCUUCAAGAUAAUAAACAGCCAUGUGUUACUCUGCUUCAAGAUAAUAAACAGCCAUGUGUUACUCUGCUUCAAGAUAAUAAACAGCCAUGUGUUACUGUGCUUCAAGAUAAUAAACAGCCAUGUGUUACUCUGCUUCAAGAUAAUAAACAGCCAUGUGUUACUCUGCUUCAAGAUAAUAAACAGCCAUGUGUUACUCUGCUUCAAGAUAAUAAACAGCCAUGUGUUACUCUGCUUCAAGAUAAUAAACAGCCAUGUGUUACUCUGCUUCAAGAUAAUAAACAGCCAUGUGUUACUCUGCUUCAAGAUAAUAAACAGCCAUGUGUUACUCUGCUUCAAGAUAAUAAACAGCCAUGUGUUA
Penaeus indicus is the source of this 1403-nucleotide messenger RNA. RefSeq lists its product as uncharacterized. The transcript has 5 exons. Bases 1 to 519 code for a protein of 172 amino acids. The record is from RefSeq and is a predicted model, not a curated record. NCBI's taxonomy places the organism in Eukaryota, Metazoa, Arthropoda, Malacostraca, Decapoda, Penaeidae.